Messenger RNA from Mytilus trossulus (common blue mussel), 3447 nucleotides. Its product is annotated as solute carrier family 28 member 3-like. NCBI's taxonomy places the organism in Eukaryota, Metazoa, Mollusca, Bivalvia, Mytilida, Mytilidae. Bases 140 to 2074 code for a protein of 644 amino acids. Gene Ontology annotation, biological process: nucleoside transmembrane transport. The record is from RefSeq and is a predicted model, not a curated record. Gene Ontology annotation, cellular component: plasma membrane. The transcript has 13 exons. Gene Ontology annotation, molecular function: nucleoside:sodium symporter activity.
AAAAGACUUCGUGUUAACUCGGCUAAUUCCGCGCCUCUUCCUGAAUGGAAGAAACCCGAGGACAGCCGAUAGGUUAUUCUAAAGAUUAAAAAAAAGCGGUAGAUACACGGACAUAAAGCGACUAAGUUAUUUUUGAAAGAUGUCAACUGUUAAAGGAGACCCUAUCCUGAUAUCAGCAGUACCAUUACCAGACACAGAUCUACCUCCGAGAUAUGAAGAUUAUGAGGAAAAAACUUCUUUGACAAUCAAUUUUGACAAUGAGACUAUUAUGACGGGUAUUGACAGUGAUCCAUCUGAUGAUUCUGACAGAAGUUCUGCUUUGUUUGCAAGUUUCAUCAAAGUCCAUGACAAUGUAACACAAUUCUAUACAACUAACUACAAACCAAUAUGGAAGAUACUGUAUGUGUCCUUGUUUAUUGGUUACCUUGCUUACUUUAUUAGUGCUAUGGUAAAGUGUUCAGUAGACAAAGUCAGAGAUCCAACACCACUCCUGGUACUGACCAUUGUUGUACUGGCUUUCUUUGUCAUAUGGUUUAUCAGAAAGAGAUUUGAAGAAGACAUUUACAAGGCCUUUGUACAGCCUGUCAUUGAUUGUUUUACAACCAAGCAAAGACUUCAGACGUUUGUCAAAAUAUUGUUUAUGAUAGCAGUUAUCAUUGGUGUUAUUACAUUGAUUGUGACAUCAGUUUGGAACCGUCCACAGAAUUUAAUCUCACUAGCAGGAAUGGCUGUGUUCCUGAUCAUCCUGCUGAUAUGUUCUGCUCAUCCAACAAAGGUGAAUUGGCGACCUGUCAUUGGUGGUUUUACCCUACAGUUUUUCUUUGCUGCAAUCAUAUUGAAAUGGAGUGUUGGUUUCCAAAUAUUUGAAUUUCUUGGAAAACAAGUUCAAACUUUCCUGAUGUUUACAGAUAAAGGAACAGAAUUUGUUUUUGGAGAAAAGUAUACAGAACAUUUGUUUGCCAUGAAGAUUUUACCAGUGGUUGUAUUUUUUAGUUGUGCGAUAUCAGUGCUAUAUUAUGUUGGUGCUAUGCAGAUUGUGAUUGGUAAGAUAGCAUGGGUAAUGAGAGUGACACUGGGAACGACAGCUGCAGAGUCACUAUGUGCUGCUGGAAAUAUAUUUGUUGGCCAAACAGAGGCUCCUAUCCUAAUCGGACCAUUUCUAGGGUUAAUGACCAAGUCAGAACUGAAUGCUGUUAUGACGGGAGGAUUUGCUACCAUAGCUGGUGGUGUUUUAGCUGCUUACAUCUCUUUUGGGGUACCAGCAGAACAUUUAUUAUGUGCGUCUGUGAUGAAUGCCCCCUGUGCCUUGGCAGUAUCUAAACUUCUAUAUCCAGAGACCGAGGAGAGCAAGCUUAAAACUACAGCUGAUUUACAACAGGAGGAAAAGAAAGAAAGAAAUAUUUUAGAGGCAGCAGCAGCUGGGGCCUCAGCAUCCAUUAAACUGGUGGCCAACAUUGCAGCUAAUCUUAUAGCCUUUAUAGCCAUGUUAGAGUUUGUUAAUGCUGUCUUAUCAUGGUUUGGUAGCUUUGUUGGAGUUCCAACACUUUCAUUUCAGGUUAUUUGCUCUUAUGUGUUAAUGCCAUUAGCCUAUUUGAUGGGAGUAGACUGGAAGGAUGCAGGUCUGGUCGGAGAACUUAUAGGAAUGAAAACAUUCCUUAAUGAAUUCCUCGCCUAUAAAGAGUUAGCUGGCUACAUGUCCAACAGAAUGGACUGCUCUGGGCCUUACUUAUCUGUAAGAUCUGAGACUAUUGCUACAUAUGCCUUGUGUGGAUUCGCCAAUUUCAGUUCCCUGGGGAUGCAGCUUGGAGCUCUGGGUCCAAUGGCCCCUUCUAGGAAAGGAGAUUUAGCUCAGAUUGUAAUGAGAUCUUUACUAGGAGGAAUUAUAGCCUGUCUCAUAACAGCUUCUGUAGCAGGACUCUUGGUGAAUGAUGAUCCAUCAAUGAUAACCUGUGCCUUCAUGUCUAACUCUUCAGCCAUCGUGAAUUCUACAGUGACUGCUGUCAGCUAUAACGUCACAACCAUCCUGAAUUCUACAGUGACUGGUGUUAGCUAUAAUGUAUCAGCAGCUUUAUGAUGACAGUUUAUUUUAGUCUGUACAUAUUUUUAAUGCUUUAUUUUUUAAUAUUUUAAAUUUUCUUUUUUAGUUUAUGACUGUGUCUUAUUCUCUAUAUAUAACUGUAAGAUUGCUUUUUUAUUUCUUUUUUGUAACAACAAUAUGUGUUCUAGAUCUGUUGAAAAAUACUCCAUAUAUUCUUACACACUAUAAGGUAGGCAGCACAAUAUUAGCUAGUAGUUUUGAAUUGUUAACUUUAUAGUUGACAGAAAACUAUGAUUAAAAGCCAGAAACAGAAGGUUAUUUUGCUGGCCAAGUAACAUCACCGGUAAACAAAUGAAUACCAGUGCAAUGCAGUAUAAUGCAGUCCCAAUUUAUUAUUUGCUAACACUGCCAUUUUAAUUAGCAUUUGUUAUAGAGAUAGAAUUAACAUGUAUAUCAUCUAUUUUUUUUAAGGAAUUUGGAAAUGUUUCCCCAUUUUACAGGGACAAUUUAUAAUGUGGUUUAUGAUCAUACUUCUCAUUAAUGUGUUCGUAGUAUUUAUCUUGAUAUACCGGUAUUUUAUUUGCAGUGUUUUUAUUUUAUUUAUUAUGUCUUUAAGACAGUUUAUUAUUUUUGUCUCAAUAUUUAUAACAAUACAUUUAUUAUUAAAUGAAAUGCAUACUUGUGAAAAUUCAACAUUACCUUGAAGCUUGUCACUGUUGGACAGUAUUAAUUUUAAGGAUGAUUUAAGUGAUGUAGAAUACAAAGAUUCACUUUAUUUGUUGAAUGAAACUGGUGGAUGGAGGUAAUGAAUAACUCUUAUGAUUGUAUGAAUGAGUUAUGCCCUAAAACUAGAAAAACUUAUUUUGUUUAAAAUAAUCAUUGAUAUACCCUGAUACAUGAAAGAGAGUAACUUUUACUGAUGUUUUUAAAUCUUUUCUGAAUGUUACUAAUGCAACUUGUUGCAUCAAAUUAACAUCACAGUCAGAGAAUAAAGAAUAUUAUUUCAAUAUUAUGAUGAUUUAAUUUUUGUCAAAAACAAUAUGUCUUUUAAUGUUUCUAGAUUGUAGUUAAAAGCAGUGAAUCCAUCCUUUGUUUAAAUUGUUCAACCUGCUAUUUUAACAAGUCUUCAAAUAUAUCAAGUUUUACUUAUCUGUUUGUAAGAAAUGUAGCAUUUACUUAUUUUGUGUUCAACAAACAUUACUAUAUAUAUCAUAUCACUAGAUCGUCCUGGACAUGCAUGAAAUGUUCGCCACUGGACAUUAAGCAACCAACAAUCAAUGAAUCAUAUCAUUAGAAAACACUGGUUUGAUACCAAAAGAUAAUCUGCAAGUUAACUUGAUAUACACAAAUCAUCUAGAUGAUGUUUACUUUUUUAUACUUAUUUAAAAUUAUAUUUUGACAAAUUUAAA